CACGGCUCCUCAUUCACUAGAAGAUGGCGGACUGCGCUCCACUAUUAGAUGAGGAACUCUCGUCCUUUGUCUUCAAUUACCUGACAGAAAACUCCGGCAGCCAGUAUGGGGAGGAGGAGGUGUGUUCGGAUCGUUUGGACACUGACUUCCCGGACAUCGACCUCUCCCAGCUGGAUACCAGUGACUUCGACAGCGUCAACUGUCUCAGCGAGCUACAGUGGUGCAACGAUCAGCCGGCGGACGCGUCACCGGCCUCCAUCCACUACAGUACAGCAGAUGAGCUCUUUGAGAUAGAAGAGGAGAAUGCGGCUCUGCUCGCCGCUCUGACCGACAGUUUGGAUGGCAUGGUGGAUGCAGAGGUGGGCGGGCUCUCCGUCUUCCCCGCCCUGGGAGAGGAGCCUGACCAGGAAGAGGAAGAAGAAGACAGCCUUCCUCUCACAGUCGAGGACUUCAGCCAGUCCCUGGGGGCCGAGACGGAGGACCCAUCUCUCCUGAAGAAGCUGCUGCUGACUCCUCCCAACGUGCCCGCAGGUAUCGACGCACACAAAGAUAGAGUCCAUGGACAUCGCUAUAGCAACAGAAGCCUGCACCUACGGCCAGUCAGACCUCUAGUCAAGAGUGACCUCCCUCAGGAGAGGAAGCCCCGAGCGGUGCGUCCUGCGGGCCGCCUGUGCACCGAGCUCCACCGCCACCUCACCACAGCCCAGGACUCAGAGGACGCCCCGGCCCCAGACACAGAGGAGGACGAAGAGGAAGAAGAGGACGAGGACAGUGAGUCGGAGGAGGAUGAAGAGGAGGAAGAGGAGGAGUCUUCCAGCAGCGAGGUGGAGGGUGCGGCAGUUGCGGCCGCCGCCCCCGCUGAGCCAGCCAAGCCUCAGUUCAGCUCAGAGAAAGAACUGCACUCAGUUGUGGAGCUGAUUACAUACAUGCACACCUACUGCCUGCCCACACGCAAGCAGCAGGGCUGGGAGCGCAAGGACCGGGACCUCCAGAGGUCUCGGGCCAGACCCGAAGCCCCCCGCCUGCAGGCUGCCACAAACUCUCACAGCAGAGUUGUCUUGGUGGCUACUCCUGGGACUAGUGGGGGCUUCACUGGGGCAGGCAACAGUGCCCCAAGGAGGCUUCCCUUUGCAAGGCGAAGGGAGAUGAAGGCCAACUCCCUUCUCCGCGAGCUCCUGCAGCAGAGCAGCUCUUUCGAUGUGAGCAAGCCUUACAGACUGCACAGCCCUCCCUACUCCCACUCCCACAGCCCCAACAGAGGAGGAGUAUCUGCUUCUUCUGCCCUGGCUAAAUCAGCCCCAGCCCACUCCCUAAGCUCCACCACCCCAAAACUGGAGCUUGGUAAAGACUUUUCCUCCCCAGAUAGGAGAAACUCCUCCUCUGAGGCUCCUCAAAGCCCGGAGGAGAUUGCAGAGGACGGCGGCUCCUUCUCGGUCCGGCGCUCCCGGCGUCUGGCCUCCUUCCCCAGCCGCUUCGCCAAGAGGCUGCGGCCUGGUCGGGCAAGGGAAGGAGAGGGGAAGGAAAGGGUCGAGAGGGAGGAGGGACGAGGAGGGGUCAAACUCCUGCCAACCCAAGCAGGAGGGGUAACUACGACGGAGCCAGAGCAGCUGACGUCGGGUGACUGCAGCGCCGGUACAACAGAGCCGACCAAAUCCUGCUGCCACAGCGAAAAGCGAGCCUGCCUCUGUCUGCCUCUCAACCCCAAAUCCACAGGACAAUGCUUCAAACCGGCAGAGGGAGGAAAGGGUAGUGAAGGUGUAGGUGGUGGCAGCAGUGGUGAUGGUGGAGGAGGUGGCAGUGAGUCUGUUCACCCAGCUUCAAACACCAACGCCGUCACUAAGGGCUCGUCCUGGCUGAGCCGCGCCCACCACCAGCGGAAGCUUCCGGAGCAGACGGAGCUGUAUGCCCAGCUGCGGCGCAUGGGCCAGGCUGGUGACGGCGAUAUCCAUAGAACCUUUGGCGACCACGACUACUGUGCGCUGAGCGUCGGGGAGAGCCGCAAGCGUAGCGCUGCCAUGCUUGGUGCCAUGCUGCAGGCGCAGGAAGGGAGCGAUGGAGUUAGCACCCUAACAGCCAAAGCAGCCAACGAUCAGGUUUCGGAUGGAAAGGACAAGGAGAGCAGGGAACGGCUGCUGGUGUCAGACGUCGCCGAACCACUUGAGAAGCAGACAGUGACGGUGGUGAUAUCAUCAACGCCGCCGUCAGACUGCCAGUUGGCAGCUGCCACACUACCAGCCUCAGAGGAAGAGGCGGAGCGCUCGUCUGCGUCUCGCUCACCCUCGCCCAUUCUCCACCUGUGUCCCGACUCCCCCGCCAGCAAGACAGACUCCAGUGAGAACUCGGAGAUCUGUCCCGACGACAAGCAGAGGAACAAAGCCAAGUCUGACGAGGACAACUGCCAGGUGUUUUACAUCCACAACCUGCCAACCAGCGUGACCCAGAACAUGCUGAGGAAACGCUUCCAGGUUUUCGGUAAAGCGGAGGACUGCAAAGUCAUCAUCUGCAACGAGGAGCGCUGUGGGGUGAUAAAGAUCCGCCAGCCAGGGGUUCAAAGACACUGGAGAGAACGGGAGACUGUUUUCCAGAAUGGACCUGCGGGCCUAAGGAGGCUAACAAGGAAACGCUACAUAGAUCUUGAUGAGGCAGGUCCGGGCCCUGUCAAAAGCAAGUACGAUGCACUGGACUUUGACACUCUGCUGAAGGAGGCCCAGAAGUCCCUGCACCGCUGACAGCACAGCACCCGUGACUGGUCAGCCUUAGUAGACUGCAGCAACACCCCUCCGACAACAUGGCUCUGCCCUCAGACAGGCCUCUCAGUACCUCCAUGCAAGGCAACCUCGCAAAAUGUUUACAUUUUUACCGUUGGAAUAAAGUAACGAUAAGGACCUUGUUGUUUUAUAAGUUUCUUUCACCGGAGGAUACUGCUUAAAAACGAGGAAGCCACUGGGAGUUCAGAGGAGAUUAAAGACAAUGGAGGACACAGGACUUUAAACAGCAAUGGUACAACAACGAUAAUGAUACAGUUCUCUGCUGAACAAAGCUGUCUGUGUUGGUGACAUCAUCACCCCGCCUUGGAAGAGCGGGCAUGAGAGACCUCUGUAGCAAAUCCUUGCUAUUCCUGCGUUGCGUUGGUCGUCGUGGUGUGUGUGUUUCUGCGUGUGUGUGUGUUCUUUGUUCUGUUUGUUUUGUAAAAAAAGAAAAAAAACCUCCCUCUCUCCAGUCACGGGUGGUGAACCUGCAAGCUAUGUUCACCAUGAAGUUGUGUGGUUGUGUAACCAGAAAAAAAAAACCCUGCUUUGUUUUAGCGAAAAAUUGUGGAUGUUAUAAAUUUUAAAAUCUAUUGUGUGUGCGUUAUGAACAAAGAAUAUAUAAAAAAAAACAUUUAACGUAAUCAUUUGAUGACUGAUAAAGUUUACAAAUCUAAAAUGAAGAAGAAAAAAAUCAUGUUUUUUUCUUUUUUGUAAUUGUAGUGCUUCCUUGAUUUGAUCUAUGCACUGUAAGGAGGCAAAUGUCUCCGCUGUCCUCCACUUCCCCACUUUUGACUAAUCUCUAACUCUGCCAUGCUGACUAUUUUGGCUUCUGCUACUGGCUGCUGCAGGCUCUGUUUGGUAGGCGUUUUAUACAUUAAGACCCCAACUUGGUCCCAGGAAAAGUUUCACUUCAAUUAUUUUUAUCCCCUUCGAAUUAAAGCAUUUAUUGGAAGACCUGUUGCACAGGUUGUGAACUGGUUUCAAAAUAUGUUCAAACAAGAAUGGCGUAUGGAGUUUGAUUUUAUUUGUAAAAAAAAAUCCUACUACAUGAUAAGGUUAAAGUCGUCAUUAUAUGUCAUAAGGUUAGGGUUGGGUAAAAACGGGUGUUGUGUCAGAAGUGGAUCAAAGUCAGGAUAAGCAUUAGAUUAUCUGUGGAGAAGUACUAGAACUAAUAGUUGAACACCAAUGCCCAUCCCCAGAGCUGACACUUAGACAUUUCUUUAAGUAACUGCCAAAUGUCCAUCCUGGAAAUAAUUCUUUGUGACGCCAUAGUAUAGAGGACUAUUGUUAAUAAAGUUCAUUGACGUUCACAUGGAUUCAGUCUGUCAAUUGUUUCUAAAAUACAACAAAUUGGGUAGUGCCAAAUUUCUUCAGUGAUUCAGAACAGUCUCUCCAUUUAGAAAAUGGAAUGGUCCAUUUUUACAAAAAUGUUUGGCUUCAUUGGUUGAUUCCAGGUGAUUUUUUUCCACAUCAAGAGGGGUCUUGAUGUAUCUUUGAUAGGGUCCCAAUGAACAUGUGUCUGAAACAAGGCUGCAGCCUAACGACACCCCCCGAAUGCCACAGCCAAUGCAACAGUUACUGUUUACAUUUGGACUGCAGCAAGCAGGACUAAAAUGGGGAAAUAAAGUUGGUAGCCAAUUGACGCUUUCAGUAAUGAACUCAGUAUGAAUUCAUCACAUCCACACUUUGUCCUGAUCAUCCCAGUCCAAUCUUCUUUCACAUAACGUCCAUCAGUGAUAGUCAUUUUAGGACAGUACUGUAAAUUGGGCAUUAGUGCUUGAUGUUUGGUUAGCUUGACAUUGGUUUCAGAGUACAAAGGAGAACAAAACCAUUUUGCUUUUAAUAGUCCAUCCAUGGAAUAUUGCCAUUGCAAGUAGAUGAAUCUGCCGGUUCAAAUGGAAUGUAUUCAAGAAUCUGAAUGUAAUCACCGUGUUUUCCCCAUUUUUGCUUGCCCAAAGGUUGUGGAGCUUUUUGGUGCUUUAAAAAGGUAGACUUGCUUAGUCAAUCUGUUGACUACCUGCGACUGAUUCUGGCUUGUAGUGCAGUCUGGGUAACGCCUAAUUUAUGCCUGACACAGCCAGUAGCACCCGCCGUGAAAAGGGAGAGAGCCUCCAAGUCUGCCAAUCUCGUGGCCACCUACAACACAGCCAGGGAACGAGCGAGGGAUGGGCUUGAAAGUAACGAAAAGUUUCGGACGAGAAUCCGAUUUCUCGUUUCGGAGGUACUGUAUCAGCUGAGCAUCUCUACCUCACAUCCAUUCAUCCCUGCUCCCCCUGUCCUUUUAUUUUCUUGUUCUACUGGAUGCUCUCCCCCUCCUCUUUUAUAAGUUUCACACUCUUUGUUUUGUUUUUUGUCAGAAAUGUUCUCUCUGUAAGGGUUUCCCCAACUGAUGGGUGGUUAUGGGUCGUUAUGGGGUUUGUGUUGCUUUUUUAUAUAAUGACUCCUACGACUAAGCCCCUUGUGACGGGAAUAAUCUCUCUUUCUCUCUCUAACUCUUUUCUUUGCUUGCCUCAUAACGGUUUUUAGCGUGUCCGUUUCUUGGAGUCUCGACCUUGUGUCCUUGUGUAACUGAGUGUUUUGUCUUUGUCUCGUGUUUGAGUCGGACACUGCUGACACUUGCAGGUCAGUUAGGAGGGGACGGGAGGGGUUGAACAGUGGCUUGGUGGUUGGUUGGGUCCUUGAUGGCGCUUGGAGGGGAAGAUUCCCAGUUUUCUCCCCCCUGCUUACUUGUUUUCUUCAGGGACAUGCCAUCCCUACUGACUUCCCUGUUCCUCCUCUUCUUGCCCAGGAAUUUCAAUAAAAUGCAGCCCGACCUUUUCUCUAACUUUAACUCAAAUCGCUUUCUGUCUCUCGGUGGGUUCAAGGCCUUGUUUACAGGUCUUCCCGAAUCCUUGGUAAACUCCCUGCUUUUUAACAGAUAAUCCCUCUCUACCAACCUUCUUCCUUGUCCUUUCUCUAUCUAAUCAACUCCUUGGUAACACACACAAAAAAUUGAAUGUUUACAUUACUCGAUUCUCCUUUGACUUUAUUAGGAACGCACACUAAGUACAAAGGCGCCUUAUUCAGUGUUAAAAAAUAACAGCAAGUUAAGUGGCCUCGAGAGAUGCACCUUCUCCAGGCUCACUGAUGUCCAAAACUAACAAAAACAAUUUAGUGCUAUACAUACUGAUUGAGAAACUAGGUGUAAACUUUUAAAACGGAAAAAAAAUACAAACUUUAACAAAACUAAUCGCAAACAACUGAAUGAGUAUUUGUGCUUAGUAUGUAUACUACUAAAAAGUGAGAGAAUGUGCUGGUUUACAUAUUAAAAAAAGAAAAUAUAAUAUAUGAAUAUAAAAUGUGUAUAUAGCACUAUGCCUCGUUGUAAACAUAAAAUGUAUUGUGUGUUCUUUUUUAAAGGUGGCGGGUCACAGUUGAUUGCUAAUCAAACAGGAGAUGGUCAGGUCGGUUUUGCUCCAUUGAGUUCAUGUUUGUUCAGUACAGGGAGGAAAUUAAGGGAAAAAAUUAAGUUGAAAUGACUUCACACAAAGUCCAACACUGUUGUAAAAGAAAGACAAAAAAGAUACAAGUAUCCCUUUAGACUAUCACACUAGAAGGUUCUAUUUCUUUGCUGUUUAUGAAAUGACUAAAUAUUUUUUAAUGUUUGUUUCUGUUUUUUUAAAAAGCAAUUUGAAAUGCAAUACAUAAUAAUCUUAUCUUUAAGACAGCCUUUCCGAAAAACUGAGGUAAUAAUGUACAGUGUAUGGUUGGUUGUUGAACUACAACACGGGCAAUCUUUGAGCAGCGGAUUCAAUAGGCUACUGUACUGUAUGUAGACUGCUGUUAAACACAAAAAAAUCAUAAAAACAAACUACAGAAAGAAUGUGGUCAGCUGUGUGUAAACACAUAACACGUAUACAAAACAAAUUGUACUAAUAUACUCUUGCACAAAUAACGUCCCAAGUAGAGAAAUAUCUUCACAAUGUUUUCUUCUCAUUGAAAGGAAGCUGUUGUAACUAUGUUAUUACCACAUUCGAUGGUGCACAGGUUUGUUCAAAUCUGAGUUGCAUUGAACACUCACUUGUAUUACGGUAACGGCUAAUAACUAUACAUAUUUGACUCUGGUAAAGGAAUGUGGGAGGGAGGUAAAGAAGAAAAGAAAAAAAAAAUACAGUUGUCGCUGGUUUGACCCAGUUAAAGUUUCAGACUAGUUGAUACAGAUGAGGUAGGCACUGUAAAAAUCCCAGUUUCACUGCUGCACCUUUACUUCAUCCCAUAAAGGAAGCAUUUGGAUUCAAUCAAUUAUUAUCAAAUACAAGUUACAGAACGGUAUAAUGGUACAACUAGCUAAGAGUUUUGCGUUUGUAAGAUAAUGCAAUACUUAAGCAGGAUAGAUGCAAAAUAAAGCACAAAGGCAAAUUUGUGAAUGUCGAAUAAGAAGAGGGUGUAUGUUUCUUUACUACCUGAGGGGACGUGACAGGCAAGAACGGGUCGGAGAUCAAGGGUGUGAAUGGGAGCCUUCAAACCUGUGUGGAAGAUGUUUAGUUUUUUACCUUCAGAAACACUUUUGGUAAGCAAAUGUUAACUUUUUGCUGACCUAAACAAUCUGUUUGGCCUUUUCGUGGAGGAAGAGCGUACACAGUUUCUACAUGCAACCCAAAAUUCAGACUGGCAGGAAAUGUGAGUGUGCAGUAUGUGGUGGGAUUUCUACAGUGGCUGCUGCUGUGCCUGUGAGGGUUCCUCCAUUGUUACAGAGGGUAUUGACAUCAAAACAACCCAAUUUUUCAACAUGGCAAGCCUUAAAAAUCAAUCGGGGAGGGGGGGGGGAACAAAGCUACCACUAGCUUUUAUUAUUACUGUCUGAACUCCUUUCCAAUCCAAUGUGGUUUAUUAUUAAAUAAUUACUGACGUAAUUAAAACUUUUUUCAAUAGCCAUAUUAUAAAAAGGUAUAUACAUAUAUAUGAAUAUAUAUUUGUGUGUUUGUGUAGAUAUCUAGAUGAUUAUAUACUUUCUUAUAGAAAACUUUGAUGUUGACCAUUCUCCUCAGUGUUUUGAGAACACGUUGACACAUCUCAACACAAUACCGCUGUCCGCUUGGUCUAGGUCCUAGGUCGAUGGACAACGAAUCCAAAUAAUAAAAAAAAGUCAGAAAAAAAAAACCUUCCAAAGGGAAUUACCCACGUCAGAAUGCAAUACCUUUCUUUCCACUCUUCAUUUCAAAAGAAUGGAAAAUGGCAAGAAAACCAUAAAACUUGAUAGGCAAGUUGACCAAAAAAUUUAAUUUCAACAAUAAAGAGCGUGGCUCGUGUAAAAUGUGACAUUUUCGACGGCCACGUCAGAUUAAGUUUUAUAGAUGUGAUGUUUCCAAUGCCAUGGCCCACUAAAACACUUCAUUGUUUUUCUUUGUCACUUACUGUUUCUUAAGUUCAGAAAACAAUGUAUCUGUCAGCUAGCUGCACCAUCAAAUUAGCCCCUACCAGGACAGUGCUUGCAAUACCGGCCUGAUUCUGGAUUCCACUUCCGUCUUUGAUCUGCAAAUGUGUCGCAUUUCAACAUCAAAAGUUGUACAAUACACAUAAAAUAAUGGGUAAUCUGUCAAACUUGAUGGCAACAGUGAUGUCAAAUAGGCACUAAGUAGGGACUGCAAACUGUCAAAAUCUGCUAAAUGUGAGUGGGUGUUUUUUUGGUGGAGGAAAAUAUUUUGACAUAAAAGGGCAUACAUUGUUUUUGUUGUUUUUCAUUACUAUUGAUUUUAUUGUCUAUUUACAUCUAAUGACUAUCAAAUUCACAUAAAUGAUUUUUUUUUCUUUUUUUAACUUAGUUUUUGGUAAAAACAAAAAAGGUAAAUACUGCUAGUGAGAUUUUAUAUUUUUACAUAUGUUGGUUUUAUUUUGUUUCUUUUUUUUUUAUUUAUACGCCACUUAGUUUGGAUGUCUUCAAAUGGUGUUAUUUUCUCUGUUUUUGUGUGAUUUCAUAUGUCUUGAGAAUGUGGAGACAAAGGCAUUUCAGUAUUUUUGAAUUGUUAAAAUCUAGUUUCAUAGAAGCGGAAGUAUCUGAUGUUAUAAAUUAUAUUUUAAUUCAUGUAAAUAGUUUAAAACAGAAGACUAUGGCUUCCUUUUAAACUGAAUACAUUUCUCUUCAGAGAUUGUUUACAUUAUGAAACUGUAGAGAUGUGCUCCUCAUAUACUGUAUAAAAGUACAUAUAUUCAUUGAUUUGCCUCCAAAAAAUAAAAUCCUAAUGAACAGCA
Morone saxatilis (striped sea-bass) is the source of this 8978-nucleotide messenger RNA. RefSeq names its product peroxisome proliferator-activated receptor gamma, coactivator 1 beta (gene ppargc1b). The transcript is spliced from 11 exons. Lineage: Eukaryota; Metazoa; Chordata; Actinopteri; Moronidae. Gene Ontology annotation, molecular function: nucleic acid binding; transcription factor binding. The record is from RefSeq and is a predicted model, not a curated record. Gene Ontology annotation, biological process: positive regulation of transcription by RNA polymerase II. Gene Ontology annotation, cellular component: nucleus. The coding region runs from base 24 to 2729 and encodes 901 amino acids.